GGUCCCAUCCAAUCCCAACAUCACUCACACUCAUCCUUCUGUUCCAUCCUCACAAUGCGCUGGUCGCCCCUUGCUUCCAUUAUCACCUUACUCGCCGUCACAUCCAUCUUUGAGGGUGUCGCCGCCGCCCCGGUUGCUGUCGUCAUCGAGACCAGGGGUAACUCGGAAGAGGCUGCCAAAUUAAAGCUGCAGACAGGCCUUAAACUCGCAGCCAAGGUUACUCUCGGUCCCAAAGGCCGCAAUGUCGUCCUUGAGAAGAAAUUUGGUUCACCAACCAUAACAAAAGAUGGUGUGUCAAUAGCCAAGGAAAUUGAAAUUAAAAACCAUUUGAAAAAGACUUAAGCGGGCGGUUAGGGUACUUGACCAUAAGUUAUCUAUCUAAAUCCGACGGCUCUUCAAGUUGCCAGAAGCGACCUGGGGGGGGGCGAAGGUACAUAGAUACUUGAAUGUCAUGUAAGGAUAAUUACAAUUCAAGUUGUUCGUGGCUUC
This is a messenger RNA of Laccaria bicolor S238N-H82, 489 nucleotides long. RefSeq lists its product as uncharacterized. The coding region runs from base 55 to 342 and encodes 95 amino acids. Gene Ontology annotation, cellular component: GroEL-GroES complex. The transcript has 3 exons. The record is from RefSeq and is a predicted model, not a curated record. Lineage: Eukaryota; Fungi; Basidiomycota; Agaricomycetes; Agaricales; Hydnangiaceae. Gene Ontology annotation, biological process: response to heat; protein refolding. Gene Ontology annotation, molecular function: ATP binding; ATP-dependent protein folding chaperone.